Messenger RNA from Macrobrachium nipponense, 726 nucleotides. RefSeq names its product succinate dehydrogenase cytochrome b560 subunit, mitochondrial-like. The transcript has 5 exons. Gene Ontology annotation, biological process: tricarboxylic acid cycle; mitochondrial electron transport, succinate to ubiquinone. The coding region runs from base 71 to 607 and encodes 178 amino acids. The record is from RefSeq and is a predicted model, not a curated record. Gene Ontology annotation, cellular component: membrane. Lineage: Eukaryota; Metazoa; Arthropoda; Malacostraca; Decapoda; Palaemonidae. Gene Ontology annotation, molecular function: electron transfer activity; oxidoreductase activity, acting on the CH-CH group of donors.
UCGAAUUCAUGUCAGUUUUCGCGAGAAGAAGAAGCCGAGCGUCGACCUCCCCGUGACGCAAUUAGGAGAAAUGGCCCUCGUCCUCAGAAUUGCGAGCAGAGGGUGCUCGUUUGCGCACACGAAGCCUAUAUCUCUGCAGGGGCCUUUUGCUACACAAUGGAUGAGAGUCAGCACCACGUCGUCCUGCUUGGCCCUGAAGCCGCAGUCGGCGGAAGACUUUUGGGCCAAAAAUAAACGUCUGCGUCGCCCCGUUUCGCCUCAUCUCACUAUUUAUAAACCGCAGAUUACGUCGAUGUUGUCGUUGACCCACAGAGCAACUGGCCUUGCUCUGUCCGUCGUUAUGUCUGGAUUCAGUAUCGGUAUGUUGGCUCUUCCAAAUUCAUACCCAUUCUACUUGGAUUUGAUCCAGUCCAUGCAGUUCGGUGGUUUUAUAAUUUUCGGAGCUAAAUUUGCCUUAGCCAUGCCGUUCAUGUACCAUUUAAACAAUGGCAUUCGGCAUUUGGUUUGGGACCUUGGCUACGGAUUCACCCUAAGAAACACUUUACAAGACCGGUUACUUUGUCAUGAUCCUGUCGAUACUAAUGGCAGGAGACUGGCAGCUUUGUAAAGAUGGUCAACUCGGGCAGUAGGUGGUCAUUACAAAAUAAGGGGGUUCUAGUGAGUAAUAUAUGUUAACUAGGUUUUGGAGAUGAUGAUUUGGAUGUACAUUAAUUUUUAACGAUCGUU